ACACACAAAAAGAAAGAAAGAAAAAAAUCUUCUCCAUUCGGCUACCCUGCUUCAGCAAUCACACACAAUCAUUAUUUCACAAAGAAAGCUUUAAAAUAUAGAUUGAACCACGAGUAUGUCCUACUUAUAUUUUACGUCAUGAUAUCUGCUUGUCACUUGCCCAGCAGUUUUUUUGUUACAUCAGGAGUUGUCUAUGCGCCCGGUCUAUGAAUAAUCAUCAUGACAACACCUGGGAUUACAUCGUCUGUGACAUAUGACCUGCUCACCGACCCGAUAUGGAAUGCGACGACACCUGUAGGGGUGGGGCCGUCGCCAAGGAUUGCACUGAUUCGAUUGGUUCGUACGGUCGUCAUCUUCUGUGCUCUUCUCACCAUCAUGAUCUCUAUGGGUUGCUCCAUCACUGUAGCUGAUUUGAAGAAAGGUAUCCGACAACCGUUGAGUGCAUUGAUUGGUAUGUUGUGCCAGUUCGUCAUUCUACCCCUGUCUGGGUUCUGUAUGUCAUUAGCCUUCUCACUCCCUACACCGUAUGCUCUCAGUGUGCUUAUCGUGUCAUGUUCACCAGGUGGAAAUAUAUCGAGUGUCUUUACUUACUGGACCAACGGUGAUGUGUGCCUCAGCGUGUGUAUGACAGCAGUAUCGACGCUGGCAGCUAUCGGGAUGAUGCCCCUCAAUCUCCUCAUCUACAGUCGUCGAUGGACUGAUAAGAAAGCUGUCAUUCCUUUUAUCAACAUCAUCAUCGGAUUGGUUGCCAUCAUCAUUCCUGUCAUCAUCGGGAUGAUCAUUAGAUGGAAGAAAGAAAAAUGGACAAAACCGAUAUCGUUGGUUGGUACCAUCAUAGGGAUCAUCCUCCUCAUCACAAGCGUUGUCUUGGAUUACAUCGCCGUUCCAACACUCUUCGAUGCUUCAUGGAGGCUAUGGCUCAGUGCCGGUCUAGUACCACCAAUCGGCUUCCUGGUUGGGUAUGCCAUCUCCUUCAUCAGUAGACGAACUACCCAGCACUGCCGUACCAUCGCCUUCGAGACCGGCUGUCAAAACGUCGUGCUCGCCCUCGCCCUCAUCAAACUGACCUUUCGAGGCGACUUCCAGCUCCAAGCGGAAAUGAUCAAAUUUCCCAGCAUGUACGCGAUGUUUAUGAUCAUCUAUGCCGUGUGCUUCAUCACUUCUUUUCGCCUCUAUGUUCGACGCAAGACUGAGAGUGACUAUGAGUUUACAGCUAUUAAGGUGGAUAAAAAAGUUGAAGACAAGGAAGGCAGUGUUGAGGAUGGAGAAGAACAAAUAAAGUAAUUUCAAGAGAGCAUGGAACUUUUCAUGCUGAAUUAAUACGCAGGAGGGGCUACCACACAAUACGGGGGCAACCACCCUACUUUCUAUUGCUUUAAUCGGCCCCUCGCUUAUUGUGAUUGCAAAAAUGUCACUUUUCAAAAGUCACAAGCCAAAUAUAAUUACUUUGAUUCCAUUUUAUUGGAACUAAUUCCACAUUCUCAUCAUGAAAAAUAGUCAGAAGACUUGUAAAAGGUACUUUCUAAAAGACGAUACAACUUUUUUGGCUAAAUUUCACGGUUGAAUAAACACAAUUCCAAAUUUGCUAUAAUUGGAUGUUUUACACAUUUCUAUCAAUAAAAAUGAUAGAAUAUGAUGACAGUUAUUUUUGGGAAGAGUAUCUUCAACAAUUUUCAUCGUUUCACGGUUCAAUGAGCAUUUAUUGAAAACAAAAAAUACGAUUUUCAAAUAUCAUAGGCAUGUAUUGUUUCAUUUUGGUAACUGAAAAUGAUCUUUUCUCAACUUUUUCGUUAUGUUCAUGACCAAUUAACAUGCUUCAAUGAUUCAAAGGCGUUUAAUUAAACAUUCACGCUUGAAUGAACAUGUGGAAUGUGAUUAGCUCUUUUUUACGUUAUUGGAAAAAAUGCAAUUUGGAACUAUGGAUAUCUGCCACAAACCUCCUUGCAUAGUUAAUUUGAUUUGAUUUUUAUGAAAAUCCCGAUGUUUAAUGCAUCAGUGAGCACACAAUAUUCGAAAAUUAUGCAAAUGAGAAGAAAGUUCAAGGCCUUGGCCCCACUCUGUGCCGUAUCGAAUGGUUAUUUUGGUGUGCGCGCCUUUUGGAUAGUGUUACUCUGAAACCAUGUGCGAAGUUUCAUGAAAUAACUGUUGGCAGAAGUAACAAAAACCGUCCAUGAAACAAACCCUCAUUUCAUAUUCGUUAAAAUUUUGACUUCCUCUCUCAUAGACUUGUGUACAUUAUGGGUGCAUAUGUUUAAGAAUAAGUAACCCCUUAAUUCAAUAUGGUGGAACUUUUUUUUAAGGCUGUCUUUAGCAAUGUCAUUUGGCAGUAGUGUUUAUCAACCUAUGGGCAGAAUUCUGUGCAGAAAUGAAAUUGAUUUGUUUAUUUAUGGAUGAGUGAGCACGCAUUAAAGUGGGAAAAUUGGUAUUUUGAAUGUCACAGACUCAUUUUAAAGGGUAAUAAAGUGAAUAUUGGGGGCAAAUUCGGUUUCAAAUGUGACUUUAAUUGCUGUUGUUUUUAUCAAACAUCAUUUCUAUCACCACACACUUUCCGAACUUUAAACAUUUUCAUGGUUGAGCGAGCACAUUCGAAAACUUAGGAAUGAAUACUAUUUAUACUGCAUAAAUGUAUCAUUUUCUUAACAAUUUCUCAUGAUUAGUUUAAUUUAUGGACAAAUCAGUGGUGGAUCCAGAAUUUUAUAAUGGGGGAGGGGCCUAUAAUCGGGGGAGACAACAACAUUUUCAAACUUUAACAUGAUCUAACAAGUUGUAGAGGAUACUUACAUAAACCCCUAUGCUGAUACGUCACAAUACAGGGGCCGCGGAACGGUUUUCAAAGUGAGGGGGGGGGGGGGGGCUGACCAUGCAAAAAAUCACAAUCAUAUGGUCAUUUUACAUUUUUGUACAUGCUUUUUUAAAAAAAUGGGGGGCUAGAGCCCCCCCCCCCGCUUCCGCGGCCCCUGCAAUACAUUGUGCUCACUCAACCAUAAACAUACGAUAUGAAAAUUGUGUGUGGAGUGGCUAAAUUAUGGAUAGUAAAACAGUAAAAACAACUUUAGCCCAACUUUGUAUUUGCACAAUCUGAAAAACGACUCUUGUGACUUUCAAAAAUGGUCAUUUUGAAUUCAAUCUUUAAUUACUCAUGCAUGACUCAUUCGAUCAAUCUCAUUUUUCACCAGGAGUUGCUUAAUGAGUGUAGAAAACCACCUACGAAAUAUCAUAUCUCAAAAUAAUUCCCUUCAAAAGUUACAGCAAUUUGAUUUAGGGGGGACUUACUUUUUUUGUUGUGUAUAGAUACAAUAAAUGGGAAGAAUACGUUGACAGGGUAACACAUGAAAUCUUAUAGAGACUUAUAUUCUCUUUUUUUUUAUGUUUGUUUCUAUCAUCAAUAUUUUUGCUACUAUGUUUUAUCAUUUUAUAUCUUAUCUUAUAUUAUUUUUGUUUUGUCUGUAUGUUUGUUUUAUCAUCAAUUUUUUGCUAUAAUGUUUUGUAUAUCUUCCUUUGUUUUUUAUGUUCUUAUAUUAAUUUCAUCAAGGGGCCCCUUUCACAAGCUCUGCUUCUAUGGGGUCCCAAACCUUUCUCUUUGCCAACCUUUGUACUAAAUAUUUGUAUUAUAUCACUUGAUUGGUUUGAAUAAACUUAUAUCACUUA
Lytechinus pictus (painted urchin) is the source of this 3648-nucleotide messenger RNA. RefSeq names its product ileal sodium/bile acid cotransporter-like. The record is from RefSeq and is a predicted model, not a curated record. Gene Ontology annotation, biological process: bile acid and bile salt transport. Lineage: Eukaryota; Metazoa; Echinodermata; Echinoidea; Temnopleuroida; Toxopneustidae. Gene Ontology annotation, cellular component: membrane. The coding region runs from base 220 to 1284 and encodes 354 amino acids. The transcript is spliced from 5 exons. Gene Ontology annotation, molecular function: bile acid:sodium symporter activity.